Messenger RNA from Phycodurus eques (leafy seadragon), 1107 nucleotides. RefSeq names its product zona pellucida sperm-binding protein 4-like. Lineage: Eukaryota; Metazoa; Chordata; Actinopteri; Syngnathiformes; Syngnathidae. Bases 28 to 1107 code for a protein of 359 amino acids. Gene Ontology annotation, cellular component: egg coat. Gene Ontology annotation, molecular function: structural constituent of egg coat; acrosin binding. The record is from RefSeq and is a predicted model, not a curated record. Gene Ontology annotation, biological process: binding of sperm to zona pellucida; prevention of polyspermy. The transcript is spliced from 8 exons.
CCUGACACCCACCACCCCCCGCCUCCUAUGAAUACCUGUGAUGUGCAUACAAAUACUCGUGUCCCAUGUGGCAGUCCGGAUAUCUCUGCGGCGGGUUGUGAAGCUCUUAACUGCUGCUAUAAUGGCGGCAUGUGCUACUUUGGGAAGAUGGUAACUGUCCAGUGCACCAAAGAUGCUCAGUUCAUUGUGGUAUUGGCCAGAGAUGCCACUUUACCCAACAUCGACCUUGAGACCAUUUCAUUGUUGGGCGAUGGUCCAGGCUGCAUGUGUGUUGACUCAAAUUCUGCGUUUGCCAUCUACCACUUUCCUGUGACAGCCUGUGGCACCGUUGUUGCGGAGGAGCCUGGGAUGAUAAUCUAUGAGAAUAGGAUGACCUCCUCGUAUGAAGUGGCAAUGGGACCUCUGAGUGCCAUAACCAGGGACAGCAGCUAUGAUUUACUCUUCCAGUGUAGAUACACAAGCACUUCAGUUGAGACUCUGGUUGCAGAGGUUCUACAAAUAAAUGACCCUCCUCUAUCAGUGUCUGCUCUGGGUCCCAUCAGUGUGCAGCUGAGGUUGGGUAAUGGACAAUGCCUUUCGAAGGGUUGUAAUGAAGAGGAAGUGGCCUACAACUCUUACUAUAUGGCUGCGGACUAUCCUGUGACCAGAGUCUUGAGGGAUCCUGUGUACGUGGAAGUUCAACUCAUGGACAGGACUGACCCCAACCUUGUCCUCAACCUCGGGCGCUGUUGGACCACUACUAGUGCAAAUCCUCACACUUUGCCUCAGUGGGACCUUCUGAUCGAUGGGUGUCCUAACAGGGAUGAUCGCUACAGGUCCUCCCUGGUUCCAGUUGGUUCUAGUUCUGGUCUGGACUUCCCAAGUCAUUACAGGCGUUUCAUUUUCCAAAUGUUUACCUUUGUUGACCCCAGCUCACUGGAACCGCAAAGGGAACAGGUGUACAUUCACUGCAGUACAUCAGUCUGCAACACUGGAACUGGCUUCUCUUGUGAGCCGAAUUGCUUCAGUCGGAGAAAGAGACAAUUGAAAGAUGCAGUCCAGACGAUGGCUGAGCCAAGGAUUGUGGUCUCAUCUGGACCUGUGCUGGUGGUUAGCGCCACAGCGUAA